GUGGCAGAACGGCGGCAGAGAGAGAGUCGUCGUCGUCGUCGACGGUGCCCGUCGGUUUCGGCGCGAGUCAUCGCGAGAAGGGACGUUUACCUAUCGCACGUCGUCCGAGGUGUCGAAGUAUACGUACACGGUUUCGACGGACCGCGUGAGCGACAACAGAAGCGGCGUUCUCUCACCCUCUUUUCUCUCUCUAUCUCUCUCUCUCUGUCUCUCCUUCGCUGGUCCUUUCUCCCGUUCCCGUUUUCCUUCGAUUUUCCGCCUCCACUUUGGAUUUUCCUCAGCUUCGCGAACGCGACCCGUGGAUUGUCGAUCGUCGCGUCCCGCUCGUCGUCGAGCUGCUGCAGGCGCAGGGGUCGAACGGGUGUGCGCGCUCGCAUCCUCCUCGAUUGACGAGUGAAGAUCGAGGAACCGCGAGCGAGGAGGAAUAGCGCGAAGAGGAAGGGUGUUCGAGCAGUGCGGAGGUUGCUCCUCGGCGUUCUCUCGGAGGCGAUCGACCACUUGAACGCGCACGAUGGCGGACGAUCAAGACGCAAACAACACGUGCGAGGAUUCCCUCGGUCCCGGCGACGCGAACACUAUGUUCGCCAAGAAGAUCCGGGGCCGGAAGGGAGCCCUCAAGAAAAAGAAUGUCUACGUCGUUAAGAAUCACAGCUUCAUGCCCCGGUUCUUCAAGCAACCCACUUUCUGCAGCCACUGCAAGGAUUUCAUAUGGGGCUUCGGAAAGCAAGGAUAUCAAUGCCAAGUGUGCAGUUUCGUGGUGCACAAACGAUGUCACGAAUACGUGACCUUCACGUGCCCCGGCGCCGACAAAGGAGCUGAUUCGGACGACACGCGGACGAAGCACCAAUUCAAGCAACACACCUACAACAGCCCCACCUUCUGUGACCACUGCGGUAGUCUUCUCUAUGGUGUCAUCCACCAGGGCAUGAAGUGCCAAGCAUGUGACAUGAACGUACACAAGAGAUGCGAGGAGAGCGUGCCGAACCUUUGCGGAUGCGACCACACGGAGAGACGUGGUCGUAUAAACUUGCACAUCACGUGUACCGGAAACAAGCUCACCGUCGAAGUGAAACAGGGCCGGAACUUGAUACCAAUGGAUCCGAACGGUCUGUCGGAUCCUUACGUCAAGUUGAAGUUGAUCCCGGAUUCGGACAACGUGAAGAAGAAAACGAAGACAAUCAAAUCGUCGUUGAACCCAGAAUGGAACGAGACAAUCAUUUUCGAUUUAAAACCCGAGGACAAGGACAGGCGACUCCUGAUCGAGAUAUGGGAUUGGGAUCGGACAUCGAGGAACGACUUCAUGGGUUCCUUGUCAUUCGGGAUAUCGGAGCUCAUCAAAGCGCCGGCCAGCGGAUGGUUCAAACUGCUCACGCAAGAAGAGGGAGAUUUCUACAAUGUACCUGUACCGGAGGAAGGCGUGGAUCUCGCCGAAUUAAAGAGCAAAAUGCGAAAAACAUCGGUCACGAAGAAGUCGACGACCGCCCAGGACAAGGAGGUGCCUCACAAUAUGGGCAAGAGCGACCUGAUACGAGCCAGCGACUUCAAUUUCCUGAUGGUGCUCGGCAAGGGCAGCUUCGGGAAAGUGAUGCUGGCGGAGAGGAAAGGAACCGACGAACUGUACGCCAUCAAGAUCCUGAAAAAGGACAUCAUCAUCCAAGACGACGACGUCGAGUGCACCAUGGUAGAAAAACGCGUGCUGGCGCUGUCGAACAAACCGCCGUUCUUGGUGCAGCUCCAUUCCUGCUUCCAAACUAUGGAUCGACUCUACUUCGUGAUGGAAUACGUAAAUGGCGGGGAUCUGAUGUAUCAGAUACAGCAGUGCGGCAAGUUCAAAGAACCGGUCGCGGUAUUCUACUCAUCCGAAAUAGCGAUCGGACUGUUCUACCUUCACGCUCGCGGCAUCAUCUAUCGGGACUUGAAGCUGGACAAUGUACUGUUGGAUCACGAUGGCCACAUAAAGAUCGCGGACUUUGGAAUGUGCAAGGAGGGCAUCUCGGGGGACAAAACGACGAAGACGUUUUGUGGAACACCAGAUUACAUCGCGCCGGAAAUCAUACUGUACCAACCGUACGGAAAAUCGGUCGAUUGGUGGGCGUUCGGUGUGCUGCUUUACGAAAUGCUGGUCGGUCAGCCGCCGUUCGACGGAGAGGACGAAGAAGAGUUGUUCGCAGCGAUCACGGAACACAACGUCAGCUAUCCGAAGAGCUUGUCGAAAGAAGCCAGGGAAAUUUGCAAAGCGUUCCUCACCAAGAAUCCGGUGAAGCGACUCGGCUGCGGAUUGAGAGGCGAGGAGGAUGUUCGCAUUCACGCGUUCUUCCGACGCAUCGACUGGGAGAAGAUCGAGAACCGGGAAGUACAACCACCGUUCAAACCAAAGAUCAAACAUCGCAAGGACGUGAGCAACUUCGACAAACAGUUCACAUCGGAGAAGACGGACCUUACGCCCACGGACAAGCUGUUCAUGAUGAACUUGGAUCAGACAGAGUUUAUGGGUUUCUCGUUUCUCAAUCCAGAAUUCGUGCAACACAUUUAAAUCGAUCAGAGAGUGUCACAGGCUAGUCUCAAUCUCGUCAUACGCUCUACGAUUUCCUCCACCAUUUUUCCUCCGACGUUCGUCACCUUUCGAUCUCUUCGCUACUCAGGGCUUUCACCGUCUUUUGAUCAUCCUCUUUCUCUUCCGUCCCUCUCUAGCCUGACCUAAACGCUUCCCCCAAAACCCCCCGCCCCACCCCCUUUCUACCCUGUUCAUUCUCUUCCUUUCCCCACUUCUCGAUCGCGAGAAGCGUUUUACCCGCUAUACAUAUACAUACGUGUAGGUAAUAUUUUUAACGCGACCAAUGUAUCGCGUGGAUAUCGCGCGGAUUGAUUCGUCGAAUGAAUCGUGAGGAGAGAAGAGGUAAGAAGAAAGGAUGAAAAUAAACUAUGAUCGAUCGCCGAGGAGACGUUACGCUUCUGAUCUGCGAUGCGAUCGAUAAUGAACAAGGUAUUUCCUAAUUGCUAUCCUCGUUCUUCGCGUAUUAUCUUCGGUACCGUUGCCUUCCAGAGUAUACAUUAUACACUACGUACACGUACACCUACGUCUGAACCUAUUUAUACACGAACGAUACAUAUUGAACAAAACGAAUUAUAUAUUAUUAUCAUCGUUAUUAUUAGACACGUACGAGUCGGCGCGAAUUAUUACACGUUGUUCGCGUUUCAAUUUCCAAUUUCCUUAAAGUUCCUUCGUACGCCUCUGCGGCAUUCACGCGGGCGUAGCCGAAUCAGUGUCCGCGUAAAUGUCGCGGAAAACUGAAACCCGUACGAAAAGUGCAUCGUUGGAAAAUAUGGGAAUAAGCAUCGGUAGGUAAUACCGUUCGUAGAAACCGUAUCACACAUCUUGCCGGAGCAGUCGACUCUUUCCAUGCACUCCGCGGUGCGAUUCUCGUCUCUGUACACACUUACCUUGUACGGGUGCACGUGUCCGUAUCACAUACAAUCUAUCUAGUGUCUAUCCUACGCGUUACGUACGUACGAACUCGUGUACGGGAGCAAAAUUAUGCGAUACAAUCAUAUUCGUUUCCUGCUGUUCCUUGCUCGGUUAUCGAGGCACGAAUCAAACACGUUUUCCUCGAUCGUUUCGCGGAAUCGUUACAAGGAACGGUGCUCGACGAACUCUGCUAGCAUACUACGUUGAUAAAAUACGAUUAACGAUUAAAAAGAAGAUACUUUAUAAAAGUUUUAUUCAAAUGAAUUAGCGAUCUGUAUCGUAGAAUCGUGUACCUUAAAAGCAUCCGCGAGUCACAGAAAGACCAGAGGAGGGGUACACAGAUGUUUGCUCGUACGAAUCCUUGUUUCCAUUUAGUUAUUAGUCGAUCGUCUUGGGGCAAAUCGACGGAGCAAAAUACACGUAUACACACAGACACUAUACAGACUCAGACACGCACUUGUCUCUUCUGCUUCCUUUAAAAAAAAAAAAGAUUCGUUUGUCGAAAUGGCAAUACGGAAGCGGAGCUCUUUUCGUGCCUGAAAUUCUCGCUCCGGUGAUAUUCGCCUUUUUUAUCGAGUUCGUUUUGGCUCGCAUUAUCGAGGACGAAAACGAGAUCCGAAAAAAGACACCGAGGCACCGAAGAAAAACAGGGAAGGAGGAGAAGUCGACGUAACGAAUCGGAGGCUGUGGGACGUUUUCCUCCUCGAUAUUUUUCUUUCAGUCGGCUGAUACGCCGACACCCGAUAGUAGGAUAAUAAUUAUUACUCGUCGAUUAACUGCGCGUAAUUGUCGUAGAUAAAUAUAUAUAUAUAUAUAUAUACCAUAUAUACAUAUAUUAUACAUAUACAUACACAUAUAUAUAUAUAUACAGUUAAUUGACUCGUUGACUUUGACGGGUAUCUUUUUUUUUCUUAUACAUUUAAGAUUCGCGAGUCGUCGAGUGACGAAAGGAAUAGUCCAACGAUGAGACGAGACACGAUUUUCUCGAGUGGGAUUCUAUAUAGGUAGAUGCACGUUGGGUAAACACACGACUGCGGUCACUCGUCGAAAAGAUUUUACCGGAACGAAGUUUAUUCACAGGGACUCGUACCUUUUCACCGGUGAUCAUCCUACGUAGCUUUAUUUCAUCGUUGCUAAGUAAAUUAAAUUAUGCGUACACGAUACACGUCGGCGAAUCUCUAUAAAGAACGGUGAUAGCUUAAGGAUAGACAGAUAGGAAGAAAACAGACGCGAUAAGUAUCUAUACUGGGAAUCGAUUAGCGGAUGAGAAUGGGAGAAUGGGACGGAGAGAGAUGGAGAGAGAAUAGCAUUAUCGUUACAAUCGUUAUUCUUAAGCGUUGUACAUUAAACCUUGAAACUCUUAUGUUUUGUUGAUUCGUCCAUCGUCCCGUUGUUGGCCCGGUAACGGAAAGAUACGAGUUCUCGGAACAAAACCGAGACAUUUAUUAAUUACGUACGUCUUAUUAAGCGUGUUCCAAUAAAUAAGUAAUAUCGUGACGUAGUUCUCGCCCCCUUAUUCAACGGGUGAUAUCUGAUCUUGUUCUUCGAUCGGACGAAUUUACGUAGUCUCGCCGGUGGUCUCGUUCUAAUUUAUCUGACGAACAGCUGAUUUUCAUUGAAUCACGAGAACAAUAAUAAAUUCGAUGCGAGUUCGGUGACAAGUGUUUCGAAUUCGUUUUACCCUGUGAUCGAUCUUUGAAUCCUCACGUAUUCAGGACGUGGUACCACGGAUCGACCGGCUGCUAACGCGAGAUUACGUAACCCACGUUCGAAAUCUAUUUUUAUACUUAAACAAAAAAAAGUUGAGGAGAGAUGAAAAAAAAACUGAAUGAGGAAUUCGUCGUGAGAAGGAAAUUCUUUUUUCCUCCCUGCUCGACGUCGAGCAAGCGGCGUGACUGUCUCUCGUCACCGCGUGACGUCUUUCUGGUAGCGCCCUUUUUAGUCUCUUCGCGGCAUUCGUAACGUAAAAAGAAUCUUAUUGUCAGGGAUAGUCGUCGAACGAUUUCGAGGAAAAUUGUAGUUAUCGAUUAGAUUCGAGAACGCGAAGACGAAUGUAUAUAAGUGCGGCAUGCGGACACGGGACCCGAUUCGUCUCGAUUGAACGAUGCGAUUUAUCCGAUUUAAUUGGACCUACAGUGUCGUUCGAUCGAGACGACUCGCGUGUAUUCGUUUCAGCGGAAUGAGGAAAAGUUUCAGUGAAUGUCGUUGAUUUUUUCACGAUUUUUGUCAAUCUACUAUUUAAAAAAAGAAUUAAUCUACUUCCUUUACAUGACCUCUGCAAACUCUAUCAAUUUCUUUGCUUUUAAUCGAUCGAUGGACUUUCCUUUUCUUUCCCUCUUUGACAUCCUUCACGCUCUGAUCACGUUUCUUAUUAGACAUUUUAAAGGUAAGGGGUAGAGAACGGUAUCAUUUAUGCAGUUUUCGAUAAGAAGUCGGAUAGACACAUUCGUUGACCGCGGUUCAAAAAAAUUUCCUCAUUUGUCGUUCGCGCCAUUUGGUUUUCUCUCUUAAACACAAAACACGAUGGAAACGUGAAAAAGAAACGUUCGGUCGAGAGUAAAGCGGCAAACGAGUUUGUCUGUUCGAACACGAUUAAAAUAAAAAAAAAUCAGUUGACACUUAUAAUAAAUAAAGAAGAGAAAAUUACGAAGGAUAUAUUCGAAACAUAGCGUAGCUCCGUUCACUCUCGAAACUGUAAUUAAGUCUGUUGUUCUCUCGAUUACACAUGUCGCAUGACACACUAUACACACGUUCGCUCGUACACACAUAUUUUUAAAAUGUUUUUGUGCAUUUAUAAUGUCGUAAUAAAAGUUUCGAAUCGUGUCACGA
This is a messenger RNA of Ceratina calcarata, 6295 nucleotides long. RefSeq names its product Protein C kinase 53E (gene Pkc53E). Gene Ontology annotation, molecular function: ATP binding; diacylglycerol-dependent serine/threonine kinase activity; zinc ion binding. NCBI's taxonomy places the organism in Eukaryota, Metazoa, Arthropoda, Insecta, Hymenoptera, Apidae. The transcript has 13 exons. The record is from RefSeq and is a predicted model, not a curated record. The coding region runs from base 512 to 2533 and encodes 673 amino acids. Gene Ontology annotation, biological process: protein phosphorylation.